AAAAACUACUUUUUUUUUUUUUUUUUUUUUUUUUUUUUUUUGAAAUAACAAGAUUUGACGUUUACCUAAAACACAUGUUUUUGUGUAUAAUACCAACUUAUACGGAAUACAAAUAAUUUUUAUACACACUAAUAAUUUGCACCACUUCAUAAGAGUAUGAAGGAUAACAGUUACGAAGUAUAACACAUAGUAUUGGACCGAUCAAAACCAAAUCAAAUGACUCAUCACCCACAUAUAACACGAUUUGAAAUAGCCCAACCCAAAAAUCCAAGUGUGUAAGUGUGUGACCUUGAAGCCGUUUGGUUGACUAUUGUUGUUAAUUCCAUUUCCCCAAUUCAUUUUUGGAGUUCCCCCAAACCCUUGUAUCGUACGGCGUAAUUCCAACGCCGCCAGACUUGAAUUCCCUCAUUCGCCUCAAUUCUACAACCUCUAACUCUCUCACUCAAACCCUAGCCGUCGUCCUUACCUCCGGCAGAUCUCCGGCACGGCGGUUAAACUUGGUGGUUUCCGGCAAAAUUCCGGCGAACUUUUGGUAUCAACUGCAGAUUGUCAAGAAAUGGCUCGACGUGGUCUUUCCUUGAAAAGGAGAAGAGAAUUGGAGUUCCUUCAAUAUGUUAUACUCAUGAUUAAUGUUGUGGUUUUGGUUUAUAUGAUGCGGUACUCAAUGAAAGAGGUGUCGAAUAAUUCACAACGAUUGGAAGGAAAGAAGAGGAUGAGAAGGAGAUUGAGAUUGAGUAAUUUAAAUAGGUUUAUAGGAGAGAGUGAUGAUGUGUGUAGGAAACAUCUUCGUAUGGAUCGUUUUACUUUUAAUAAACUUUGUGAGAUGGUUAAGGGGAUUGGUGGUUUGAGUCGGACAAGACACAUGAGUGUGGAGGAGAUUGUUGCGAUUUUCUUGUAUAUAUUAGCUCACCACAAGACGAAUAGAUAUGUUGGUGCUUACUUUUACAGAAGUGGUGAAACUGUGAGUAGGCAGUUUCAUUUGUGCUUAAAGGCUGUGUUAAAGCUGCACACUGAGUUGCUUAAGAAACCUUCAUCUGUAACAGAAGAUUGCAGUGAUGAUAAGUGUGAUGAUAAGUGGAAGUUUUUCAAGAAUUGUGUAGGUGCAGUUGAUUGCACAUUGGUUAGUGUAAGUGUACCUCCUGAUGAUCGAUCUAAAUAUCGAACACGAAAAGGUAGCAUUGCUAUGAAUGUCUUAGGAGCAUGCUCACCUGAUAUGGAAUUUAUUUACGUGUUACCUGGAUGGGAGGGUUCAGUAGAUGAUGGUCGGGUACUAUGUGAUGCUAUUUCUAGGCCUAAUGGGUUAGUUGCUCCACAAGGUUGUUACUAUCUGUGUAACGCUGGAUAUAGUGGAGAGGGAUUCCUUGCACCGUUUAAAGGACAUCCUUAUAAUCUUAGUGAGUGGAACAAUGGGUCUCACCAACCACAAAGCGUGGAAGAGAAUUUCAACUUAAGACAUGCAAUGGCUAGAAACGUGACGAGACAAUGCUUCAGGUUACUUAAGGGAAAAUGGAAGAUUCUUAGAAGCCCUUCUUGGUUUAGUUUAAAAACUCAUGGUCGUAUUGUUUUGGCAUGUUGUUUAUUGCAUAACUUAAUAAAGAGAUACAUGCCUCCUGGUUCUAUAUUUGAAGACAUAUCUGAUGAUGAGAAUGAUGAUGGUGAUGGUGGUGGCGAUGAUGAUGAAGACAGUGAGGUUGAAUAUAUAAGUUCUAUUGAUACAUUAAUUCCUUGGACCAAUUUUAGAAAUUCAUUGGCUCAAACUAUGUUCAACAGUUGGCAAGCUGGAGGCCAUGGAGAGUGACUAUACUAUUUUGUAUUGGAUGCUCUUGGUUUAAACUUGUAGUAGUUUGUUGUUUUAUUGAUGCCUUAUUUUGAUUAUCAUGUUUUGUUGGAUGUUAUAUUGUGCUAUUUGAACUAUGACCUUUGGCUUUUUUCUGUUUGAUUACGUUGGAUUUUGCACA
Messenger RNA from Chenopodium quinoa (quinoa), 1958 nucleotides. Its product is annotated as protein ALP1-like. The record is from RefSeq and is a predicted model, not a curated record. The transcript has 5 exons. Bases 557 to 1798 code for a protein of 413 amino acids. NCBI's taxonomy places the organism in Eukaryota, Viridiplantae, Streptophyta, Magnoliopsida, Caryophyllales, Amaranthaceae.